AUGGGAUUUUCAGGUGGCAUAUGGAUAUGUUGGAAUGAUAACAACAUAAGCAUAAACACGAUUGAAUCUGAUCCUCAAUAUAUUCACGCCAAGAUUACCAGUCCAGGAAGAGAAGAUUGGUUCAUGACUGCUGUUUAUGCCAACCCUCAACCACAAGGCAGAAGAGCUUUAUGGCCAAAGCUCCAAAACUUAGCCAACAGAAUGCAAAGUCCUUGGAUUCUCACAGGAGACUUCAAUGAGAUAAAGGACCCAACAGAGAAAAAAGGGGGUGGCCAAGUUGAUUACAGAGCUUGUAGUAGGUUUAGUGCUUGGAUAAAUAAUAGUGGUCUUAUUGAUUUGGGCUUCAUGGGCAGCAUAUUCACCUGGAAAGGUCCCCUUUGGAAUGGUUAUGAAAGAGUUUUCAAAAGGCUGGACCGUGCCUUGGCCAAUCCAGCUUGGAGGCUUACCUAUCAUGAGGCGGUUGUGAAGGUCCUUCCAAGAACUAACUCUGACCACCACCCCCUCCUCAUUAUAGAAAAAGUCUCUAACACCCUUAACAGGAACAGGCCUUUUAGAUUUGAGUGCAUGUGGACUUAUCACCCGGAGUUUGAACCCUUUCUUCAACAACAAUGGAACAACAAUGAGAAUAACAACGUUCUUAGCACCCUUGACAAAGUCAGAAGGGAGAUGCACAUAUGGAACAGGGACACGUUUGGAAACAUUUUCAAAAUCAAGAGAAGAAUUAUGAACAGACUUGCGGGCAUUCAAAGGAGCAACAGUUAUGGGCAGAACCCGUUCUUGGAUCAGUUAGAAGUUUCCCUCAAUAAGGAUCUUAAUGACAUUCUUGACAAGGAAGAUACUUUUUGGCUUCAAAAGUCUCGAGAACAAUGGAUCACGGAAGGAGACAGAAAUACUAGUUUCUAUCACACGAAGACUAUUAUAAGGAGAAGAAAAAACAAGAUCCUAAAGCUUAGGAAUCAAGACGGCAUUUGGAUUGAGGAUGAGCAUCAACUUGAGACUCACAUAACCAAUUUUUUUAAAUCCCUUUAUAGGGAAGAGGUAAACAUAUCUCCUUUGAAUAUUGAUCAUAUGGCUCUCCCUAAUUUGGAUACUAACACUUGCAGGAAUAUGGAAGCAACCCCCUUGGAAGUGGAAAUCAAGAAAGCUCUUUUUAGCAUCGGAUCUCUAAAAGCUCCCGGAGAAGAUGGCUUCCCAGCGAUUUUUUUCAAAAAUAAUUGGAAUCUCAUGAAAGAAAAAAUUUGUAACUUUGUCCAAUUGUGUUGGAGGGAACCUAGCUUAAUUAAAGACACUAAUAAGACUCUCUUGGCCCUCAUUCCGAAACUCCAUCAUCCGGAAUUUGUAUCCCAAUUUAGACCUAUAGCGUUGUGUAAUGUGAAGUACAAAAUCAUAACCAAAAUCAUUGUAGAAAGGCUCAAACCAAUGCUAGAUGAUAGAAUAUCCCCGCACCAAUCCAGCUUUAUCCCUAAUCGGAAAAUUCACGAUAAUAUCAUUAUUGCCAAGGAGGUGAUGCAUUCUAUGAAGAAAAUUAGAGGAAAGAAAAGUUACAUGGCUAUCAAGAUUGACUUCGAAAAAGCCUAUGAUAGAUUAAAUUGGGAGUACCUCAGUCAAAGACUUUCAGAAUUUGGGCUACCCAACCAAAUCAGCAAUAUUAUUAUGGAAGGAGUUAAAUCUGUCAGCUAUAGCGUUCUUUGGAAUGGAAACAAAACUGAAACUUUCUAUCCUUCUAGAGGACUAAGACAAGGGGAUCCUUUAUCCCCUUAUCUUUUUGUCAUCAGUAUGGAUAAAUUGUCUCAAUUUAUUGAACAGGAAGUCAAUAACAGAUCUUGGACUCCUUUUACUUUUAGAGGAAAUAGAGUUCAUUUAUCUCAUUUGAUGUUUGCUGAUGACUUACUUCUUUUUGCAGAAGCAUCGGUCCAACAAAUAGAGAAGAUAAAUGCAGUUUUGGACAGAUUUUGCAAAGCUUCUGGCCUAAAAAUCAGUAAUGCUAAGUCUUCUAUAGUGUUCUCGAAAAACACAACUCCGGAGAUAAAGAGCAACAUAUUGACAAAGACUGAUUUCACAGAAAAUAAAGUGCUGGGAAGAUACUUGGGCGCUAUGUUGAAUAAUAAGAAAAGAGGAAAGGAAAACUACAAAGCUGUGAUUGAUAGAGUGGGCAACAAACUCAAGGGGUGGAAGAGCAAAUGCCUUUCAAUGGCUGGCAGGAUAAUGCUAGCACAAGCAGUGAUAAGUCCUAGCGUGAAUUUUGACAUGCAACAUGAAAAAGUCCCAAAAACAGUGUGUAAAGAGAUUGAAAAACUCCAGAGAAAUUUUGUCUGGGGAGAUGACAACAACAAAAGAAGACUUCACAGCAUUAACUGGAAGACCCUCUGCCGACCUAAGUAUGAGGGGGGGUUGGGAUUCAGGAACCUGGAACUCAUGAAUGAUUCUUUCCUGAUCAAAAUAAUUUGGCAACUAAAGGAGAACCCUAAUACACUAUGGGCCAAAAUCCUAUACCAGAAAUAUCUCAACAACAACAAUUUUCCUACACAGAAAGAAGCAAAAAGCUCAGACUCAAAUCUGUGGAAAGACCUUGCAAAACUCUGGGACACAUUCCAAAAUCUCUCGGUGACCUUCGUGGGAGACGGUCGUGCUACCAACUUCUGGCUAGACAGAUGGGUCGAAGAAAUUGAUGAUACCCUGAAAAAUCAUGCAACCCAACUUAAUCUAGACCUCAACAGUUCAGUUUGGGAAUGGGCAAAUGAUACUGAAGGAUGGAAUAAAGAAAAAUUGAAAUCUUACCUCCCAAAUAACAUUACAGCAAGAGUGCUCGCCCAACCGCCGCCCAACAACAACAAUGGUAAGGAUAGACAAGGAUGGAGGCUCUCAGAAGAUGGUGACUACUCCGUGGCGGCAACCUAUAGAGCCCUAGCCAAUUGGCCCCCUCCAUCAACCACAAAUUGGAGCAAAUUGUGGCAAUGGAAGGGACCCCAAAAGGCAAAAAUCACUCUCUGGAGAAUGAUGCAUAAUAGACUCCUCACUAAUGAGAGAAGGAGUCGUUUAUUUGGGGGGAGUGAUGGAUGCCCCUUCUGCACUAACCAGCCGGAGAGCACCUUGCAUGCGUUCAGGAACUGCCGGGGAGUCGCCCUCCUUUGGUCACAACUCAUCAAUCCAGAUGCAACGCAGAGUUGGAGAAAUAGGGAGAUUUUUGAACAAGGAUAUAACAGACCACCAAACCCCCAUACUGAAAUUCUUAGGAAAGUAAAGGAGAUAAAUGAUGCCUUUGGGAAAAAAAAGGGAGAAAGCAGGGUCAAGAACAGAGAAGAACACCACAUCAGAUGGCACCCUCCACCACACAAUUGGGUAACCUUGAAUACUGAUGGGUCAAGAAAUAAUGAAUUGAAGAAGGCAAGUUGUGGAGGCCUCUUGAGGAAUGAAAAUGGAAAAUGGCUUGGAGAAUUUUCUUAUUUUAUUGGUGAUUGCACAGCUUACAGAGCUGAGUUGUGGGGUAUUGACCAAGGCCUCAAAUUGGCGUGGACUUUGGGACUAAAGAAGGUAAAAGUAGAAUGUGAUUCUAAAGCAGUGAUUGAAAUUUUAAAUAGUGAGAAAAACUUAUCCAAUCAUCCGAAUAGUAUGAUUAGAAACAUCAAUGCUUGGAGAGUCAAAGAUUGGAAUAUUUGUUUUGUAAAUAUUUAUAGAGAAGGCAAUAGAGGUGCCGAUUGCCUCGCUCGCAAAGGCUUAGAGCUAGAACCAGGAUUACACUUUUGGGAUACACCUCCUACAGAGAUUGUGAGCAUCCUUUUUGAUGAUGAAAAAGGGGUUUCCUUGCCCCGAUGGAGGCUCUCAGAAGAUGGUGACUACUCCGUGGCGGCAACCUAUAGAGCCCUAGCCAAUUGGCCCCCUCCAUCAACCACAAAUUGGAGCAAAUUGUGGCAAUGGAAGGGACCCCAAAAGGCAAAAACCACUCUCUGGAGAAUGAUGCAUAAUAGACUCAUCACUAAUGAGAGAAGGAGUCGUUUAUUUGGGGGGAGUGAUGGAUGCCCCUUCUGCACUAACCAGCCGGAGAGCACCUUGCAUGCGUUCAGGGACUGCCGGGGAGUCGCCCUCCUUUGGUCACAACUCAUCAAUCCAGAUGCAACGCAGGUUUUCUUCGGAUCAAACUUAGAGCAAUGGGUCAAUCUCAAUUUCGGUAGAGAAUUGAGAAGAGGAGCGAAUCAUAACUGGAUGGACAUUUUUAUCACAGCUUGUUGGAAGAUUUGGAGUUGGAGAAAUAGGGAGAUUUUUGAACAAGGAUAUAACAGACCACCAAACCCCCAUACUGAAAUUCUUAGGAAAGUAAAGGAGAUAAAUGAUGCCUUUGAAAAAAAAAAGGGAGAAAACAGGGUCAAGAACAGAGAAGAACACCACAUCAGAUGGCACCCUCCACCACACAAUUGGGUAACCUUGAAUACUGAUGGGUCAAGAAAUAAUGAAUUGAAGAAGGCAAGUUGUGGAGGCCUCUUGAGGAAUGAAAAUUGA
Molecule: messenger RNA, 4494 nt
Organism: Arachis duranensis
Lineage: Eukaryota; Viridiplantae; Streptophyta; Magnoliopsida; Fabales; Fabaceae
Exons: 3
Coding region: 1-4494 (1497 amino acids)
Molecular function (GO): RNA-DNA hybrid ribonuclease activity; nucleic acid binding
Source: RefSeq, a predicted model, not a curated record